Molecule: messenger RNA, 819 nt
Organism: Lathyrus sativus (Indian pea)
Lineage: Eukaryota; Viridiplantae; Streptophyta; Magnoliopsida; Fabales; Fabaceae
Source: the annotation of a GenBank genome assembly
AUGAGACCUCAGAAAACUUCGAUCCACGCCAUCUCCACAUGGGUCAGGCGACAACCACCAAAGGUCAAGGCUUUUCUUGCCGUCGUUUCCGGCAUGGCCGCUCUUGUUCUCCUCCGAUUCAUCGUUCACGAUCACGAUAAUCUCUUUGUCGCUGCUGAGGCUGUUCACUCCCUCGGAAUCUCCGUUCUUAUCUAUAAACUCAUGAAAGAGAAAACCUGUGCCGGAUUAUCACUCAAAUCCCAGGAAUUAACAGCUAUAUUUUUAGCUGUUAGGCUGUAUUGUAGUUUUGUCAUGGAAUAUGACAUACACACCAUACUUGAUUUGGCUACUUUCGUCACUACGGUGUGGGUUAUAUACAUGAUUCGUUUUAAGCUAAAGGCUAGUUACAUGGAAGAGAAGGAUAACUUUGCAAUAUAUUAUGUGGUGUUACCCUGUGCCAUGUUAGCCUUGGUUAUUCAUCCAUCAACUUCUCAUCAUAUAUUGAACAGGAUUUUCUGGGCAUUCUGUGUAUAUCUGGAAGCUGUUUCAGUUCUACCCCAACUUCGGGUCAUGCAGAACACCAAAAUCGUUGAGCCUUUCACCGCUCAUUAUGUAUUUGCACUGGGCGUAGCAAGAUUCUUGAGCUGUGCUCAUUGGGUUCUCCAGGUGUUAGAUACUCGUGGACAUUUGUUGGUUGCCUUAGGGUAUGGUUUAUGGCCGUCAAUGGUUCUUAUUUCAGAAAUUGUCCAGACAUUCAUCUUAGCCGAUUUCUGUUACUAUUAUGUCAAAAGCGUUUUCGGAGGACAGCUUGUUCUACGUCUUCCCUCUGGAGUGGUGUGA